CCCUUUCUGUUAUUGUUCGGAGCACAGGGGGCUGCUGAGAUGGAGAGUCUCAAGACUGACAUGGAAAUGCUGUAUCCUGAGAUAACUGUAGAAGUGGGCAGAGUGACUUUUGGAGAAGAGAACAGGAGGAAGAUGACCGACAGUUAUUUGAAAAGAACUGAGAAUUCUAAAAUCAUCCGAGCUACAUGUGCACUGUUAAAUUCUGGAGGGGGUGUAAUCAAAGCGGAGAUCGGUGAUAAAACCUACAGUUACCGAUGCCAUGGGCUGGGACAGGAUCUGGAAACUUCUUUUCAAAAGCUCCUUCCUUCGGGUUCACAGAAAUACCUUGACUACAUGCAGCAGGGACACAACCUCCUGAUUUUUGUGAAGUCAUGGAGCCCAGAUGUUUUCAGCCUCCCCCUAAGGAUUUGCAGCUUGCGCUCCAAUUUAUAUCAGAGGGCUGUGACUUCCACUAUCAACUUGAGUGCUAGCAGUGCCCUGGAGCUUCUCAGAGAGAAGCAGUCUAGAUCCCAAAGAGGAAGAUCGAGGGUGAAGGAGCUGCAUGCUCAGAAAGUUCUUGACAGAAACAUUCAGGAAGAGGAAGACAUGAGGAUGUCUGCCUUAGAAUUUUUUAAAAAGGACACGUUCAUGUAUAAGGAGAAACUCAACUUCACUGAGUCAACACAUGUCGAGUUUAAAAGGUUCACCACCAAAAAGAUUGUCCCUCGGAUUAAAGAAAUGCUGCCUCAUUAUGUGUCUGCAUUUGCCAACACUCUCGGAGGAUACCUAAUUAUUGGGGUGGAUGAUAAGAGCAAAGAAGUGUUCGGAUGUAAGAUAGAAAAAGUGAACCCCGACUUAUUAAAAAAAGAAAUAGAAAACUGCAUAGAAAAAUUGCCUACAUUCCACUUCUGCUGUGAGAAGCCAAAGGUGAAUUUCACUACCAAAAUCUUGAAUGUGUAUCAAAAAGGUGUUCUGUAUAGUUAUGUCUGUGUGGUUCGAGUGGAGCCCUUCUGCUGUGUAGUAUUCACAGAGGCCCCGGAUUCCUGGAUCAUGAGGGACAAUGCUGUCACAAGGCUGAUGGCUGAGCCCUGGGUGGCCAUGAUGCUGGAUAUUCAGUCAGCAACCUCCAGUUUGGCUGCAGACAACCUGCUUUCACCAGCUUCAUCUGUACUUAGAAGCCCAUCAUAUCCCAUAAAAGUCUUGGAAUUUAAGGGGGCUCUACAACAACGUUUGUUUCCAGUGACACAAGAAGAGAUACAGUUUAAACCAGAAUCCCUCUGUAAGAAGCUAUUCUCAGAUCAUAAAGGACUAGAGGAAUUAAUGAAGAUGCAGAUAUAUCCUUGUUCUCAGGGGAUUGUGAUAUUUUCUAGAAGCUGGGCUAGUGAUGUUGGCUUAAGGAAAGAGCAGAAUGUCCUGUGCGAUGCUCUCCUAAUAGCAGUUAACAGCCCCCUGGUACUCUACACAAUCUUCAUAGACCCCACCUGGAUGGGAGGGCUUGCAUAUGCCCGAAGCACUGCUCAUCAGUUAAAGCAGAAACUGGGAACUGUUGGUGGUUACACAGGGAAAGUGUGUGUCCUUCCGCGGCUGAUACACCUGCCCAGCAGGCAGUGUAGACCCGGUGAAAUCCCUGUGCACUACCCCCAAUCCUACAGGCUUGCCAAUGAGGAUGAAAUGGAAGACUUGUUGCAGGCCCUUAUCGUGGUCUUACUGGGCUCUAGGUCUCUUCUGAGUGACCAACUGGGCUUUGAAUUUUUCAACUUGCUCAUAGCGGAGCAGUGUGAGUUGCUUUCAGAGAGCCUUCAGGAGACGCGAGAAUUGUUCAUUCACUGCCUUCCAGGAACCAGGAAGACAGCCCUAGCCAUAAAGAUCAUGGAGAAAAUUAAGGACUUGUUCCACUGCAAACCAAAAGAGAUCCUCUAUGUUUGUGAAAGCGACUCGUUAAAGGAUUACGUGGUCCAACAAACCACCUGCCAAGCUGUGACCCAGAAAACCUUCAUGCAAGGGGAGUUCCUAAAGAUUAAACACAUAGUGAUGGAUGAGACUGAGAAUUUCUGCAGUAAAUACGGAGACUGGUACAUGAAGGCUAGGAGCAUCACCCAUCCAAAGGUGAAGGGGGCUGGAAGUGAGAAUCUUCACCAUGGGAUUCUCUGGCUUUUUCUGGACCCUUUCCAAGUCCAUCAUGCAGAUAUCAAUGGCCUUCCCCCUCCAUCUGCUCAGUUUCCUCGAAAAACAGUCUCCAGCGGGAUCCACUGUGCUCUGGAAAUAGCAAUGGUCAUGAAAGAAGAAAUGAAGAGGAUCCAAGAAAAUCCUCCUUCCAACAUGUCUCCAGAGACACUGGCAUUGUUCAGGGAAGCUGCCUUCAAGGAAGCAAUGUGUGCUCAGGCUUUGCCUGGGGUGUGUGAGACAAAGACUAACCUGACAACAGAACAGAUGGUGAAAUACGUGGCAGAAAGAUGUCAUAGCCUCUUCCAGUGUGGCUACCUGCCCAAAGAUAUAGCAAUUCUGUGCAGGAGAGGGGAGGACAGAGGACGCUAUGAGCUUGCACUGCUAAAAGCCAUGGAAUUAAUUGAGACCGGUGGAGCAACAGAAGUUGUGUUCAGCCAGGCCGCUGAUGUUUUGGGCAGCCACAUCGUUUUAGACAGUAUUCAGCAGUUUUCAGGGCUGAAGAGGAGUAUUGUGUUUGGUCUUAGUCCAGAGUGUGCCCUGUUAGAGGAAUUUCAUAAGCUCUGCUUUGCCUCAAGAGCUAUUAAACACCUCUACCUGCUUUAUGAAAAGAGAGCCGACUUCUGAAAAUUAUUUCAAACAGUAUGGGAAGGAAGAAAGAGCCGAGUCCCCUCUCCCUGGCAGGUGGCAGCUACUCCU
Diceros bicornis minor is the source of this 2841-nucleotide messenger RNA. It is a transcript of the gene SLFN14, whose product is annotated as schlafen family member 14. Gene Ontology annotation, biological process: rRNA catabolic process; mRNA catabolic process. The record is from RefSeq and is a predicted model, not a curated record. Lineage: Eukaryota; Metazoa; Chordata; Mammalia; Perissodactyla; Rhinocerotidae. Gene Ontology annotation, molecular function: RNA endonuclease activity; ribosome binding. The transcript has 4 exons. Bases 40 to 2769 code for a protein of 909 amino acids.